GGCGGGGAGGCCGGGGCGAGGAGGAGGAGGGGAGGAGGAGAGGAAGGCGGGCGAGGUUUGCUUCUAGAAGGGGCGUGUGGCCGGAGAAGUCUGUGCCUUAGCAACUUGGGAGCGAGCGGCCGAGGCACAGAAGAGGAGGGCAGAAAGUUUGCUUCCCCCGACGUCAGCGCCGGGCGGGCCGCGGCGGCCAAGCCAGGAGGCGGCCGGGAGCGGGGCCGAGCGCGGGGCGGCCGGGGCGCGCCUGCUCCGACCCGCGCCUGCGACCCCGCCUCGGGCCCACGCCCGCGACCCCCGCCGGCGACCCGGGGCCGCUCGCGGGCAUGGACAGCGCGGCCGCCGCCGCCGCCUUCGUCCUGGACAAGCCGGCGCUGGGCCCCGGGCCGCCGCCGCCCGCCCUGGGGCCCGGCGACUGCGCCCAGGCGCGCAAGAACUUCACGGUGAGCCACCUCUUGGACCUGGAGGAGGUGGCGGCGGCCGGGCGGCUAGCGGCGCGCCCCGCAGCCAGGGCCGAGGCGCGGGAGGGCGCGGCGCGGGAGCCGUCCGGGGGCAGCAGCGGCAGCGAGGCGGCGCCGCAGGACGGUGAGUGUCCCAGCCCUGGGCGAGGCAGUGCAGCCAAGCGGAAGAAAAAGCAGCGGCGCAACCGCACCACAUUCAACAGCAGCCAACUGCAGGCGCUGGAGCGCGUGUUCGAGCGCACGCACUACCCCGACGCCUUUGUGCGGGAGGAGCUGGCCCGGCGCGUCAACCUCAGCGAGGCACGUGUGCAGGUGUGGUUCCAGAACCGCCGUGCCAAGUUCCGCCGGAAUGAGCGGGCCAUGCUGGCCAACCGCUCCGCCUCGCUGCUCAAGUCCUAUAGCCAGGAGGCCGCCAUCGAGCAGCCCGUGGCUCCCCGGCCCACUGCCCUGAGCCCAGAUUAUCUCUCCUGGACAGCCUCAUCCCCCUACAGCACGGUGCCGCCCUACAGCCCUGGGGGCUCAGGCCCAGCAACCCCCGGGGUCAACAUGGCCAACAGCAUCGCCAGCCUCCGUCUCAAGGCCAAGGAGUUCAGCCUGCACCACAGCCAGGUGCCCACCGUGAACUGAUUGAUGCCCAGCCCCCCACCCCGGCCCAGUUUCUGGUCUGACAUCAACAGAAAAGAGGGCUGACCCCCAGGAAGUAGCCUCCUGCUUGGGCUCUCCUGGCCCCCCUCUCUCCAGCAGGGACUCUCAAGCCUGAGGGGCUGCUGAGGCACCCCCAGCCCAGCACAGCCUCUCUGUCCACAGCCACCAGGGACUGCAGCCCAUGACCCUCUGAGGGGCAGGGCCGGACGGCAGAGCAUGCCCACCAAGGACCUCAUUUACUUCGUGUAUUAAAGCCAAAAAGCUUUUGUCUUUAAGAAAUAAAACCAUUUUUUAAGCCCCAAAA
Messenger RNA from Nycticebus coucang (slow loris), 1404 nucleotides. It is a transcript of the gene PRRX2, whose product is annotated as paired related homeobox 2. The record is from RefSeq and is a predicted model, not a curated record. The coding region runs from base 321 to 1082 and encodes 253 amino acids. Gene Ontology annotation, biological process: regulation of DNA-templated transcription. Gene Ontology annotation, molecular function: DNA-binding transcription factor activity, RNA polymerase II-specific; DNA binding. NCBI's taxonomy places the organism in Eukaryota, Metazoa, Chordata, Mammalia, Primates, Lorisidae. The transcript has 4 exons.